Ctenopharyngodon idella (grass carp) is the source of this 5489-nucleotide messenger RNA. RefSeq lists its product as uncharacterized. Lineage: Eukaryota; Metazoa; Chordata; Actinopteri; Cypriniformes; Xenocyprididae. The record is from RefSeq and is a predicted model, not a curated record. Gene Ontology annotation, molecular function: protein binding. The coding region runs from base 1142 to 4696 and encodes 1184 amino acids. The transcript has 17 exons.
GCUCUUGUUUUCAUGAAAAAUGAGGACAUUUUUAUGAUAACACACCUGCAAUAUGAGGACACUCGGAAAAAUGAGGACAUUUUGGGGGUCCUCAUUUUUCCAUGCUCACUAAACAGUUGUAGAUGCUCCUAGAAUGCCUCUAAACCAAAAACCUCCAAUGUCCUGAAACAUCACAAUUUUAUGACAUGAAGUGUGUAAGUGUGUUUAUGUUUUUUGCUCAUUUGCGGAUACGCCAACUAGUGGUCAGAUCUGGAACUUUAACACACUUUUAACACACAUUGAUGACGCACUCAACGGGUCCUCAUAUAUAACGUUUUCAUAACCAAAAUAUUUAUCAGUUCUUUAUUUAUGACUUGUUAAUUUGUUGAAAGAUAUGUGAUAUCUAUCCUGUGAAGCGUUUUUGUUGUAUGCUGAUGAUUGUUGUAUGAGAGUCAUUGGUUUCAAUAAUAAAAAAUAAAAAACGUUUUCAUACACACCAACUUUUUAAGCUAGUUUAGAAUUAGCCUACUGUAAUUCACACAUUCCACGUAAUCAGAGUAAAAUAAUAACAUCAAUUUACUAUUGCUGAUUAAGUAUCCUGUUUACUUUGUAGAGAAUCAGUUCCUCAAUUAAUUGAAAUUAAUCAGCUGGAUAAGAUAAUGUUAGCUUAUUAAACAAAGAGGAGAACAUCAUUAAUAGGUGGGCCUGGGAAUAUCUGGACAUGCAUAUUAAUUAAAAUAAAUGUAAUUAAUUAAUAUUAAGAACUUCCUUUCAGAAACAGCAUAAUCAUGCCACGGUGGGCCAGCAUAAAAACACGGUCCGGAUCUACCACAUAAGGUGGAGUCUCUCCUGGUCUUUGAGUUGAAAACCUUGAUUAUGUCAUAAUCUAUCAAUAAACUAUCAAUAAUGUUUAAUAUAUAAUUGGGAGUCUAAAUGGCCAAAUGACCAGCCAAAUAACAGCAGUAAGUGGCGCUUUCCUCCCGUCGUCCGGUUGUCUGUUUGGACAAGUGAAGUGCGGCCUGCAUGCUAUGUGCCGGCUUUUCCCACAUUCCCAGAGCCACCGAACGUCUCACAACCGUCUUACCGCUGCUGCUGCAGACUUCUCCUCAGGCAUGACCUGGUAAGUGAUCUUUGCUAAUUGAGGAGCACAUGGUCAAAGAGCAUGUCAAAAAGGAGAACCAGACUUAGCCCUGAGGCUGAGGCUAUUCAGUUUAUUUUAUCUGGAGGUGAAAAACCUUGUUUUAAGGUCAAGUGGAUCAGUGAUUUUAAAGGACGUGGUGUAUUUACCUGCACACCAAUUGAAAAGGGAUCGUUUGUCGUCGAGUACCGUGGGGAGUUAAUAUCACAAUAUGAACAGGACAAGAGGCAGAAGAAGUACACAGAAAAACAAAAUGCUUUCUUGUUUGAUUUUGAAUUGAACAAUGUCACAUGGUGCAUAGAUGCGUCCCGUGAAGAUGGCUCACUGGGAAGGCUGGUGAAUGAUUGCAACAAGUCACCAAAUUGUAAAAUGAAAAGGUUGACAGUCCAGGGUAAACCUCAUCUUUGCUUAUUCGCAAUUGAAAACAUCCAAGCAGAGACUGAAAUAACCUACGAUUAUGGAGAUUCUCAAUGGCCAUGGCGUAAUCUGACACCAAGUGGCAUGAUCCAGUCUCAACCUUCAGGAGACCCAGAAGUGAGCGAGAGAUCCAGUUCGACCUUCCAACAGACACCAAGUGGCAUGAUCCAGUCUCAACCUUCAGGAGACCCAGAAGUGAGCGAGAGAUCCAGUUCGACCUUCCAACAGACACCAAGUGGCAUGAUCCAGUCUCAACCUUCAGGAGACCCAGAAGUGAGCGAGAGAUCCAGUUCGACCUUCCAACAGACACCAAGUGGCAUGAUCCAGUCUCAACCUUCAGGAGACCCAGAAGUGAGCGAGAGAUCCAGUUCGACCUUCCAACAGACACCAAGUGGCAUGAUCCAGUCUCAACCUUCAGGAGACCCAGAAGUGAGCGAGAGAUCCAGUUCGACCUUCCAACAGACACCAAGUGGCAUGAUCCAGUCUCAACCUUCAGGAGACCCAGAAGUGAGCGAGAGAUCCAGUUCGACCUUCCAACAGACACCAAGUGGCAUGAUCCAGUCUCAACCUUCAGGAGACCCAGAAGUGAGCGAGAGAUCCAGUUCGACCUUCCAACAGGCCAACCACUCCACUGGAAUUGCAUCCUUCCAUCAUGUACUUACUGCAGAGCAGAUCUCUAAUGACAUGACUGAUGAAUCUUCGGAUGCAACGGACUAUGAUGAUGCCAACUAUGUUCCAGAUUCAAGUGGCAACUCCUCUGACACAAGUUAUUCUAGUAGAGAUCUAAAAAUCAUAGACAAUCAUCUUCCCCACAGAGUGUUAAAGGAAAAAUCAUUGGGGAUCGAUACAGCCCACAGUUCGGAUAGUACCAACAGUUCCAAGGAGCAGAGAAGUUUUAGUUCCUCAAAGAUAAGCAGCGGCCAUUGUAGUUCAGUGAUAAGUUGCAGUGACAGUUCAUCAGAGAAGACCUCGCACAGCUCCAUAAAUGUCACUUCGUUGCCAAACACAGCAAAGCGAAGCAAGUACAACAAGAAACAAUAUUGUCUAUAUUGUAAUAAGGCCAUUUCUAAAUUGGCGAGACACCUCGAAUCCGCUCACAGUACACAGCUUGAUGUCGCAAAGGCUUUCAGUUUUAAGAAAAGAUCUCGCGAAAGAAAAGAUUUGUUACGCUCACUUAAGAAGAGGGGAAACUUUAACCAUAAUGCCACUGUGGCAAGCAGUGGUGUUGGAGAAAUGGUUGCUUGUCGAAGACCCACUAGAGACAAACAAUCUAAUGACUUCAGUCACUGCAAGUUUUGUCAAGGACUCUAUGCAAGAGAUAGUCUAUGGAGACAUGUCAGAAACUGCCCUCAGAAGUCUGUUGAGGUGGAGACUAGAGUUGGGCAAAAACGGAUCCACAUUGACCUACCAAAAGCUGAUACAGUUCAUGAUGCUGUUUGGAAGAUUGCUUGUGAAAUGAACCAGGAUGACAUUUCUUUAGUUGUAAGGAGUGAAAGAGACAUCCUUAGUCUUGGCGAGUCAAUGUACAAUGGCAGGAAACCAAAUGAGAAAAGAAAUGAUUACAUACGUCAAAAAAUGAGAGAGAUGGCUAGACUCUUGAUAACUGCAAGAGCUACAACACCUUUGAAGAGCACUGAAGACCUUGUUAUGCCCAGUAAUUUUCCCCACGUGAUACAAGCAGUGAGAUCUGUUGCUGGUUAUGACUUGGAUAGCAACUCAUAUAAAACCCCAUCAUUGGCUUUAAAAUUGGGUCACAGUUUGGCUAAGGUUGCAGGCAUUGUGCAAUGCAAUGCCAUCAUUGCAAAUCGCAAUGCUGUCGCAGAGUCUGCCAAGCAAUUCUCCACUCUGUAUGAGAAAAGAUGGGCGGAAUCCAUUUCAAGUGCUGCACUGGGUACACUUCAUCAAGCCAAAUGGAAUAAACCACAUGUUUUGCCCUUUACACAGGAUGUGUCUCUGCUGCACAAGUUUCUUGCUACUGAGCGUGCUAAGUGCAUGAAGGACCUUGAGGAAGAACCCAACAUCAAAAGCUUUGGGAAUCUUGCACAAGUGACUUUGACGCAGGUGGUACUAUUUAACAGAAGAAGGCAAGGGGAAGUUUCAAAAAUGGAACUCCAGGCUUUCACAUCCAGAAAUCGUACAGAGUUGAAUCCUGACAUUAUGAUGGGCCUUACUGAGUUUGAGAGGAAGGUUGCAAAGUACUUUGACAGAGUUGAGAUUCGAGGUAAAAGGUCACGAAUGGUGCCCGUGCUUCUCACACCUGACAUGAUCACUGCAAUGGAUCUCCUCAUUAAAAACAGGAAUGAGUGUCAAGUCCACACAGAGAAUGUGUACUUGUUUGCACGCCCAUGUGUGCUUUCCCAUUACAGAGGCUCUGACUGCUUCCGCAAGUAUUCAAAACGAUGUGGUGCAAAAAACCCAGAGUCACUCACCUCAACAAGAUUGAGGAAACAAGUUGCCACUUUGUCAACAGUACUAAACUUAAAAGAAAAUGAAAUGGAUCAACUUGCUACCUUUCUAGGACAUGAUAUAAGGGUCCACAGGGAAUUCUAUCGGCUUCCAGAGAGUACCCUGCAGCUUGCAAAAGUUAGCAAACUGUUGAUAGCAAUGGAAAAAGGAAGACUGUCUGACCUGCAAGGGAAAGGGCUGGAUGACAUUGAGAUCAAUCCUGGAGAUGAAGUAGGCACGAGUGAUGAUGAUUCCAGUGAAGAAACCAUUGCUGACCUACAUCAACAUGAAGGCUCAAGAACUGAGACUUCUGGGGAUCGGACACUUCUGAGGCACUCGCAUGCUUCAACCACCCUGGAUCAUUUGGGGGGCACUUCUGCCUCAACCGUCUUGGACAACGUAAAUGUCAGCAACACUCAACCAAGACAUGAUUCCCAGCAGAACACAGCACUUCAAAUGGUUACAUCCCAAACUUCUUCAAAGGGCUCCACUGCAAAGCAAGCUGGGAAGGUGAGGAGCAAGUGGACAGGUAAUGAAGUGAAGGCUGUGGAGCGGCACAUGAUUCAUUUCAUAACCAGCUGCAAGGUGCCAGGUAAAAAGGACUGUGACUCCUGCCUCCAGGCAGAACCAGUGGCUCUGAAAGACAGAGACUGGGUUGCAAUCAAAUACUACAUUCACAACAGAAUCAUAUCAAUGAAAAGGAAGAUGAAUAGAUAGAACUAGAACAUGCCAACUGUGGCUCAGGUGCAAUUUAAUUUCUGUUGAACUUAGAAAAUUGCUCACUGUGUGCUGUUAUAAUCAGUGUCACCUUAGAUAUCCAGUGAAAAUGUUUGUAAUGGGUUUCGUUUGAUAUUCUCAUUUUCAUUCAAGGAUUGCUAUUGAUGAUUUCUUGUACAAGCAUGCCACCUAGUUUUGACUGAAGCUGCCAUGUUGACAUGUAUUCAUGAGGGCUAUUGAUUUUUUAUUUUUAUUUUUUUUUUUUUUGAUCUGUCACAGUUGGUUUCGUGUUUGGCUUCACGUUUGUUUUAAUGUCUCUUAUUUUGUAAUCUCGUCAUGUUUCAGCUCCCGGUCUUGUCAUGUGAUUCCCUUCUCAUCAUGUGAUCAUGUCAUAUGCUUCCCUAGUCUUGUGUUAUGUUCCUAUUGGUUGGUUUAGUUGUCAUAUCCUGAUUGGUUCCCUUGUUUCAUGUGUCUUGUUCUCAUUGGUUGUUGUAGUCAUGUGAUCCCGCUAGUCCUGUAUAAAUACUCCUCAUGUUUCCAUAGUCUCUUGUUGAGUAUUGUGAUUGUUUUCUGUAACCGCUGCCGGUGAGUUCUCUGACAAGUCUGUUCCAAGUCACGUCUGUUCAUGGUUCAUGCUUCAGGUCUGUUCCUGCUUCAAGUCUGUUCAUGCUUCAGGUCUGUUCAUGCUUCAGGUCUGUUCAUGCUUCAGGUCAAGUCUGUUCUAGUCGAGUCAUCGUUUAUGUUGUAUCUGUUCACGUUUGGAAAUAAACUGCACAUGGGUUCAUCACUUCAA